GGUGAGCAAGGGCGGAAGAGAACUGAGGGCGGAAGUAGGGUUGCCACCUUGCCGGUAUUUUACCGGCCUGGCCAGUAAAAAUGAUGGCUGAUCCCAAUGUUAUUAAUAGGGAAAAAGGAUAAAUAUAUCGGAAGGCAACCCUAGGCGGAAGGCAUAGUACUGAGGGCGGAAGACUGAGGGCAGAAGGCUGAGUUCGUAUGACUGACAGCUGAGAAGGGAGGGUAGAUGACAGAGGUGUGACUGCAGAUUCGGAAGAUGAGUGACGGUAAAAGCAAACGAUGUGCCAUUCGGAAGACAUAGGACAUCGCAAGAAGGACAUGCAUUUCGCUGCAGUGUGUCCUAAAAUGCGUAAUCGCAACCCUGUUACUAGACUUGAGGGUGGUGCAAAUAAAUUAUCGUUUCUCAAGAGGAUUUUAAAGGGGGAGGGGGCACGGUUUUCGUAACUGUAUGUCCAGUUAUGUCCCACCGUAGUUUUCCUAUUGGUUGAAGUUACGGCACGUCUCCUUGCUAUCUGCACUCAUUAGCUUCCCCCGUGUAGGACCGUCCUGACGUCAUUUGUUUUAUUCCAUAUCCCUGUUAUUGUGAUUGGCUAGCGUCAUAUGCUGUAGGGCGGAUUCGUUUUGUUCUCUGAUUUACAAUUGGUUUUCCCCUGUUUUCCUGUCUAGUGAAUAGUGGGUGGGUAUUUUAUUUUCCAUCUCUGAUUGGUGGAAAUUAAUCGGGGAGAUGGGCUUGUGCUGGUAACCCGGAAGUACCGUGCUGCUGAUGUGGCUGGAGGAGGAGUUCGGCGAGCAAUAGUCUGAGAAUCUGGACAACCGUAGCUCUGAUAUUCACCAUUGACUUUGGACGGGCUGACAGAAAGGGGGAGAGACAGUGUCCUGCUCGGAAUGUUCAGCCGUCUUUCUGGUAUUGCUAACACUGUCUUACAUGAGCUUUCUGGUGAUGGAGAAGGAGAUGGAGACUCUGGGAAAUCAGUUAUGGAAACUACUUCCCAGGAGGAGAUGUCAGAGGACCAGAUUGAAAGACUGUCUCACUAUGAGCAGCUUGUUGUACAGCUAAAGGAGCUGAUCCAGCAGAAGGAUGCAGAGAUAGAGCAUAGGGAUGCCCAGAUAAAGCUGGAAAGGGAAACUUCAGAUGCAAAAUUGGCGAAGCUGAAGCUCCAAGCAAAGGCAAAAGUUGCUAAUUUAAACAAGCAGCUUGAGGAACUUAAGAAAACGACAGCUGACAAUAAGGUGAACAAAGAAGGGAGCAGUGAUGCAUGGCUCCAUGAUCAGAGACAGGAGGCAAAGAUUCAUGAGGAGGAGAAAAAGAAACUUCAAGAUAAUGUAUCUGAGCUCACACAGCAGCUUCAAGAGAGCCAAGAGACUGUUUCAAAGCUCACAAGACAGCUAUAUGAUAGUCAAGAUAGUCUCAGUGAACUUACAAGACAGCUUCAUGAGAGCCAGCAAACCGUGGGACAGCUCCAUGAAAGGCAACAAAAGAAGGAAGCUGAGACCUGUGAUCUGCAGCGGAAGCUAGAAGAGCAGUGUGAAACUCUUCGUGUCCGCACUCAGUUUGUAGAAAUGUUAGAGCAGGAACUACAGAGCGCAGAGCUUCAGAAACAGGUUCUGGCUGAGCAAUUCAGACAGAUGGAAACAGAAUUAAAAUCUCUGAGAGAAUCUUUUGAUGGGGAGAAGAGAGAAUAUGCUUGUCAAGUGACCAUAUUAGAGGAAAAACUUACAGAAAAGGAUCACACAUGUCAAAAGCUACAUAAACAGUUGGAGCAAGAGAGUGGAGCUCAACAGGAGCUAGAAACAAUGAAGACUGACCUUAAAAGUUCAAAGGAUUUGUUGGAACAAAUGAGGGAAGAGCUUGAAAAAGGACAAGAAGCUCGCAAAGAGCUGGAACAAGUGAGCGAGGAACUGAAGAGAGUGAAAGAGGCACAGGAUGAGUUAGAACAACUGAACGAGCAGCUGCAAAAAGGAAUGGAAAAUCAGGGUGAGUUAGUAAAAGAGACAGAUGAGCUGAGCAGAUUGAAAGAUGUUCAGCAGGAGAUAGAGCAAGAUGACCCUUGUGUGCUGCAUGAAGCAGGAGGACAGACAGAUGAUCUGAAAUCAUUAAAACAAAUUGAAAGACUUCAUGAAGAAUUAGAGAGAAUGAAAGACGAAAUUGAACAAUUGAGAGGAUAUCAGAUUGAACUGGAGCAAGUAAGAAAGGAACUGGAGAGAGAAAAGGGAGCUAAGGAGGAACUUGAGAAAGCAAAGGAGGAGCUGGACAGAGUAAACACAGUUCAGACAAAUUUGGAACUGAAUAAGAGGAAAACUGAAGAGACGCUUGACAUUCAACAACAAAAGAUGGAAAGGCCUGUAAAAAAUAACAUUCCAGAAAAUAUUAUGGAAGUAAAUGAUGAACUGAAGGAAAAUGUGAGCUUGAACCAGGAGUCUUCAGAGGAAAAUCACGACGAAAAAUGUGGGCAAAUGUUAGAUGAAAUGUCAAAGACAGAAACUGAAGAGAAGGCACAAGAGGAUGAGUACAGUUGGUGCAUCGCCUCUGAGAAUGUUUCAGAACCACAGUGUGAACGUUUAACAGCGGCACAAGAGGUGUUAAAUACUUCAUCAGUGGAGAAACGUGGGCUUGGUUCUGUAUCUGAAGGCUUUGCUAUUUCUCUGGGAGAUGCUGUAGAAGAUAUGCAAGAGAAGCAAUUGUCCAUCCUUAUGAUGGAUAUUACAGACACUCAGGGAGAGUUAGAGAGCCUGAAAGGGCAACUAUUGGAGAAAGAAGAAGAAUUGCCCUGUGAAAAAUUAGAACAAAGGACAGGUUAUGGCGAAUGCAAAACUGAGAAUGACUUUGUUAAACUGACUGAUGCAAAGAAUAGUGAAAAUCUAGAACUUAAUUUUUACAACGAAAGUUCGGGGAUGACAUAUGUAUAUGAAAGUAGCGACAUCUCCAUUCUAAACAUAUGUCAAGAAAAAACACCAUUUGAAUAUGUCCGAGACACUGAAGGGUCUGAUACUACAUGUCAAGCUCUAACGUCAUUAACUGGAGAGAGUAGCAACAAUGAGGAAAAUGUAGAUAUCAAGGCACUGAAUGAGCUGGUAUCAGAACUGCUAAAUCAAGUGCAAACUUUGACCUCAGAGAAGGAGGCCCUAGUCAAGAGGAUUACAUUAAUAGACACAGAUGUUAAACAAAUGGAAUACUAUGGGGCUCAGAACAUCUUAGCUGAACAAUUAAACAGUUUAGAAAAUGAGUCAAAAUCCAAAGACUUAAAAAUCACUGCUCUGCAAAAAGAUCUUGACCAGCUGAACCUUAAAAUGUCUGAGCACGAUGCACUUUUAAAGCUGAAAGAAAAUCAGCUGUGUGAGAGAGAGACAAAUGUGAUAAGCUUGCAGGAAAGUCUGAAUCUAAGCCAGAACAAAGAAGAGAGGCUUUCUGAAGCACUUGCAGGAAAUGAAAGGGAAAAUCUCUUGCUUCAGGAUCUCCUUUCACAAAAGAGUGCAAGCAUAGCAAAUUUUGAAAUGCUGCUAACAGAGAAGGAUCAGCAGCUGGCCGAGUUAAGUCAUAGCCUUUCUGAUAAGGUUGUACUCCUAAAUGAAGAAAAACAUUCCUUGUAUUUGGAAAUAAAGAUGCUUAAAGAACAGUUGGUAUCGGUUGACACAGCACAGAAGCAGGAUAUGGAACAUUCUGAUAUACUACAAAAGGAAAAUGAGGAUAUUCGUCUGCAGCUAGACAAAAUCAUAAAAGAGAACUCUCAUCUGCAGGGCAAGAUGGCAUCAGUACACCAAGAGCGAGAUGAGUUGCAUCAGCAGUUAGAGGUCACAAGACUUGAUCAUGUUAAAAACCAAGAAAUAUUGCACCGCGUCCAAGAAGAAUUGCAUUUGUUGCAAGAAGGAACAUGUGAGCAUUUGCAAACUCAAGAAAUGCUUUCAUCUGUCCAAAGAAAAAAAGAGGCGCUAGAAGCCAUUGUAAAAACACUAAGACAGGAUAAUGUACAGCAGCAAGAAUUUGUGAAAUUGCAACAUGGAGAUUUGCAAGAACAACUUCAAAAACUAACUGACACACAGCUUCAUAAUGCAGACACCAUACAGAAUCUGCUGAGGGAGAAAAGCAACUUGGAGCAUGAGGUGCAUUCUCUCAAAAGCAAAUCAUUGCUAGACACGAGCAUUAAUGAGCCAAAAGAGAAAGGUGAGUUACAAGAGCAAUUGGAACUGCAAAGGAAUGAACUUGAUAAUCUGAGGAAAAAGCUUCAGGCUGCUCUUAUCAACAGGAAGGAACUCAUGAAAAAAGUGUCCACUCUGGAGGAUAAGUUAAUUAAAUAUAAUACAGAGCCUGAUUGCUCUGGUAGCAUCAAUGUGGAAGCUAAAUCUGCAUGCCAGGAAGUAGCAGAACAAAAUGCAGUGGAAGAAGUCCUGAAACUACAGCUUUCAGAAAUGCAAUCUGACUUGGAGAAAGCCAGGAGAGAGAGAACUGAAAAUCAGGCAGAUGAAGAGAGACUUCAAACUCUGAUAGAAGAAAUGAGUUUGGAGAUGAACAAAAAAGAUAACUUAAUUGAAACACUAUGUAUGGAGAAAACGGAGAACCUUUCCCUGAUUGAAAGACUAACCGCAGAAUCUACAAAAUCUGAACAUUUAGUUUCUGUGCCUUCAUGUGUGCCUGAUGAGCUAACUGGCACAAGAGAUAUGUUGGAAAACAAAAUAAUAAAUCUUGAGCAAGAGAGAGAGCAUCUGCAAAAGAAAGUUCAAGAUGCUCUCAAUUCUCGUAGGGACACCAUUAAAAAAGCAAAGGAAAAAGACAGACAUCACCGUGAACAGCUGAAACAACAGAAAGAAGAAUACAAUCUGUUGCAGGAAAAAUAUGAACAGCAGCAAAAAUAUCACUUGGAGCUCCAAGGACAGAUAAAGAACCUGCAAGAAAUUGAGCCACCAAAGUUACAGUUGUCUGUAUUAGAUGAGCCACAGAAUGCAGGCACACAAACCGAUGUGUUUGAUCAGCAGCAUUCAAAAUUUGGGGUGGAAUUUAUAAAUGCAGAAGUUGAAAAAUCUUUUUCUGACAAGGAUCUUUCUACUGAGAAUAAAGUGGACACUUUGAAACAGCAGUUGGAUAUUUUUGAGCAGCAGAAAGAUGAGCUUGAAUUAAGAGUUGUUUGUUUAGAAGAAGAUCUUAAACACCGUGCUGAACAAGUUUCAAAACUCCAAGAGACCAUAGAGGAUUUGAACAGACAACUUCAGUGUCAAAAAGAAAGUUGUCAAGAGUUUGAAACUAAAGCUGCUUCUUUAAAGACAGAACUGGAUAAAAGCCUUCAGGAUUACAACAAAUUGCAAACAAUGGAAUCAGAAAUAAAGGAAACACAGGCAGAGAUUUCUCUUAAGCAAGAGGAAAUAAACUGUAUUCAGAUGGUGCUAGAAGAAAGAAAUGAAUUUGUAAAAAAUCUGCAGAUGUCUAUAUUGGAAAAGGAAGAAAUUAUAGUUUCCCUCAAAGCUCAGUUGGAAAAUCAAGCAAAAGAAAAUGAGGAAUGCAUUCGAAAGUUUGAAAAGCAGAUGCUUGAAGUGCAGCAAAAACAAGAUGAAGAUGUGGAGGAAGCUAGGAACAAAACUCAACUUCAGAGGAAGCUCCAGGCUUCUCUAAUCUCUAGAAAAGAAGCACUUAAAGAGAGUAAGUCUUUACAAUCGGAACUUGAUAAUAUGAGAAAAAAAAGAGAGGAACUUUUUAACCAGUUGAGAACGGCAGAAAAUUCUGUUGUUCAACUAAGUGAGGAAAGGGACAGCUUGCUUGAUAAAUUACUUAGCCAGAAAGAAGAGAUAAACAAACUGAUAAUGGAUGUUGACAAAAGUUUAGCAAAUAAUCAAAAUCUGGAAGCUUCAUGUGAAAGCUUGAAACUUGCCUUAGCAGGUAUAACAAAUGAGAGAGAAAUUUUGGAAAAAGAACUGGAAUCUAUGAAAAAUGCAGGCUCUACACAGCAACUGGAAUGGCAGGAGAAACUGUAUGACCAACAAAAAGAAUAUGAAUCCCUUCUUCAGUCCUAUGAAAAUGUCAGCAAUGAAACAGACCGAAUGAAUCGAGCUUUAGAAGCUGUAAGGCAGGAGAAGCAAGAUAUUUUCCACAAAAUGAAAAGCGUAGAAUCUGCAAAAAGGGAAGUUGAGAAGCAAUUGGAAGAUGUGGAACAAGAAUUAGAAAAUAUGAAGGAUAAGAUGAGGAAAUUUGCCAAAUCAAAGCAGCAAAAAAUACUGGAGCUAGAAGAAGAGAAUGAAAAGCUCAGAGUAGAGUUACAACCCAGUAGCAGUGAACAAAUAUUACAGUUUAAUAAAGAAAGUGAAGAACUUAAAGCUGAGCUUAACAGACUACACUCAGACAAUUAUGAUCUUGUUACUCAACUGGAAGUGGUCAAGAAUGAAAAUUGUUCUCUUAUUCAAGAGUCAGAAUGCCUGCGAAAUCAAAUUCAGAGGACUGAAUCAAAACUGGGAAGAACUGAGGAAGAACAUGCCAUUUUCAGUCAAGAUGGGGCUAUAACCACACAGGAAUCCUCUGUUGUGUGUGUUCCACCACCUCCAAAAAGUAGAGAAAAGGCAGAGCUAGAUAAUUGUCACGAAAGAACAUCUGACAAAGCCACUAUGAAUUUGAUUGCUCAGUUGCAAGAUCGUAUACAUGAACUAGAAAACAACACAAAAGAAAAUGAUUUUGAAAAAAUGAGUGGUGAAAUAAAGGUCUUAAAAGAAGAUAAGUUUAAGGCUGAAAAACAGAUAUCUAAUUUGUUGGAGGAUAUAAGUCAAUUGCAAAUAGAGACUGAAGAGUUAAAAGAAAUAAUUAAGAAAAUACAAUUUGCUGAGGCUAAGGCAAUUAAAGAACAGGAGAUGACAGCGUUAGAAAAGGAUGAGUUGGAGGAGUGCCUGAUGAACCAGUUGGCUGAACUCAAUGGAAGUAUAGGGAAUUACCAACAGGAUGCCAUGGAUUUACAGAUAAAAAAUGACUGCUUGCAAAAACAGUUACAGGACCUCCAAUUUGAAUUAGAAGAGGAGAAGAGGAAGUUGGAGAGUCAAAAAGCAGAAGCACUUUGUCAUGUACAGAAAGAAUAUGUAGAGAAACUGAAAUCCGUACACCAGGGAGAGAAAGGCAGAGAGAGACAGACUAGAGAGCUUCAGGAACUUCUCAGGGAGAAACAGCAAGAGGUACGCCAUUUGCAGAAAGACUGUAUUCAUUUCCAAGAGACUAUCAGUGGUUUAGAAAGAACAGUAAAGGCUUUAGAGUUUGUUCAUAGUGAGUGUGAGAUAGAAAAGAUAGCAGCAAAUGAAAAAAUAGCUAAGGCCAAGGAAGCUACGAAGAAAGCAAAAGCUGACUUCGCUUCAACUCGUGUUUUGUUAGAUGAUACUCAAAGUGAAGCAGCAAGAGUAUUAGCAGAGAGUAUGAAAUUAAAAGAAAGUCUACGUGUAAUAGGGGAGGAUACAGCUUUAAAAUUGAAAAAGAAAGAUGAGGAAGCACAAAAGAGGUUGGAGCAUGAAAGAGAGAAGCAUUUUAAAGAAAUGAAAAACAUGCAGGAGAAGCUAGAUGUACUACAACAGGAAAAAGAAAAUCUGGAGAGAACUAUUACUGGCUUGCAGACUGCAUUGGACAAUAAGACUGUGGAGCUAAAGGAACUCCAGGGGAAUUUAAACAAAAACAUUGCAAAACUGGCAGCAUUUACCCGCAGCAUGUGUUCCUUGCAAGAUGACAGGGACCGUAUAAUAGGAGAAUCUAAAAAAUGGAAUAAAAAAUUCUCAGGUGCCAUGAAAGCAAAGGAUAAUGAAAUUGAAGAAAAAGAUAAGAUCUGCACUUCUCUAAAGAAUGAACUAACUGAAAUCACGUCACAAGCUGAGGAACUGCGGGACCAAGUGAUUAGACUUGAGAAAGCAAAUCAGGAACUCACAACAGCCAUACAAAGUGAGGCAGAAUCUCAUCUCAAGGUACAGAAUUCCCUACUGGAAGAAAAAGCUGUGCUUUCUUCCGAACUAGAAAAGGAACAGCAUUUGCAACAGAGCUGUCAGGAAGAGCUAAAGUUGCAAAAUCUGGAAGCCACAGAUCGACAAAAGCAACUUGAUGCUCUGGAAAUGGAAAUCAAACAACUUAAAGCAGAGAAGGAGGACCAGCUGGACAAAGUAAAGACAUUGGAGUUGAAAGUCCAUGAUAUGAGGUUGCACUUUGAACAGACUGAAAGUGAUCUGCAGGCAUCCAAAAUACUGACAGAGCAACUUCAUCGUGAGCUAGAGCAGAAAGAACAAGAUGUGGUGAGGCUGCUGAGCUCUCAAGAUGAGGUAUUAAAUGCAACUGUUAGGGAUCUACAGGAGUUGCAUGCUGCUGAGAGCAAGGAACACCAAAAGAGAAUAACAGACAUGGAACAAGAGAGGUCACAAUUAAGGGAGAAACUGGAGGCUACAGAGGUCCAAGCACAUCAUUCCCAAGAAGAUACUAGAAGAAAUAAAACUCAGUUGGAAGCCAUAACUAAAUCUAUGUGCUCACUGCAGGAAGAACGUGAACGUUUGAUAGGUGACUACCAACAGCUAGAGCAGCGCCACCUUAGUGCCAUCCUUGCCAAAGAUUCACUGAUCCAAGAGGCUGCAGCAGAGAGUAAUGAACUACGUGAGGAGCUACGAUCUCUGCUGAGCCGUACUGAUGACUUGAAUGCACAAAAUGCCAAGCUGAAUGCGCAACUAGCUCAGUACCGUCAGGAUUUAAAGGAACUCAUAUCCCUUAAGGACUCACAGCUGAAGCAACUUCUGGGUGAGAAGUUACAAGAAAUAGAGAGACUACGGCAAGAGCAGAGUGCACAGGAGCAGCAAUGGAAGCAGGAGAAAGAACUGGCAUAUAUUUUGCAGCAGAAACUUGAGGAAACCAGAAAAGAGAAACAGAGCACACAGCUGGAAGUAGAGACCUUGACCCUCUGUGUGUCUAAGCUACAGACCGAGAGGGAGGAAGGAGAGGUUCGAUUUGUUGAAGAAAUCGAAGAGGUGCAGAAGCUGAAAAAGGAGGUAUUGCAACUUCACAAUGAAUUGACACUUGUGAAAGAGGAGAAAUCUCAAACUCAAGCAGAGGCAGAAAGGAGAGUGAAAAGUGCAGAGGAUGAGCUACAGCAGAAGCUACAAAGUUUGCAGCAUGACACUGGAAUAAUGCGCAAUGAGGCAGAAACUGCUGAGGAAAGAGUAGCAGAACUGGCAAGGGACUUGAUGGAAGCAGAACAGCGCCUACUUCAUGCAAACGAAGAGAAUUCUUCCCUGACGGCUCGGUUACAGGCUUUUCACGGCUCCAUGAGGUCUCUACAGGACAGUCAUGAUUCUGCUAAGGAAGAGUUGCAUAAAAUGCAGGUAGAGCAGAAAAAGGGGGCAGUCCUGCAGGAAGAGCUCAUAUCAACACACAAUGAGGAACAGCAAAAGUUGAAAGCAUUGUUAGAAGAGCAAGAUGUAAAGCAUCAAGCUGCUCAGGAGCAAAUAAGUCAGUUAAGUUCUGAUCUGCAGGCUUCACAAAACCAUAUAAAAUUCUUGGAAAACUUACAAGAAGAAAGCAAGAGAUUGCAAGGGGUUCUGAAUUCAUCAAAAAGAGAGGUGGCUGUUCAUGUGCAGAACACAGAUCUCGAGAACAGAAAGACGUCUGAUGGUAAUACCAAUGACUCCUUACUAUCAGCUUUGCAGAGCAGUCAAGAGGAAGUUCAGAGCCUUCACAAGCAGCUUAGUGAUGCACUUUCUCAGGUUCACCACAAAGAGCUGAGAGUUCAACAUCUCAAUGGAAAGUUGUCUCAGAUAUUUGAAGAGAAGAAUGUUCUGUCGAUGCAACUUCGAGGAAGCAGCCAGAACCUUAAAGAUGCUCUCAGUCGAUACGCAUUCGUUGAAAAACAACUUCAGGAAUUGACACCCAAGAAUCAGGUACCUGUACAGGAGGCCAUGAUGGUUGAUUCAGCUCCUGGAGCGCCACAAGAGAGGAAUGAAAUCCAAACAGAGGUAGACCAGCAACUGAUGGAACUGCAUCAGAGGUAUCAAGAAAUGAAACAAAAAAACACUGAGGCGGAACAAGUGAUUGCAGAGUUGGAGCGAGAGCUAUUGGAAGAGCGGCAAAGGGCAGAAGACAGAUUUCAGGAAAUGGAAGAGCACGUGCAGAGGUUGCAGGUAAACAACUGGUCAUCCCCUGACGAUCCAAAUAUGUCCCAAGAGCUUUCAUUGUUAAUUGAACCUCAAGAAACUGUAAAGACCAAGGCUCGGAGUUCAUCCAUCCGUAGAUUACUGCGCCAUGGGUUAUUCUCCCGCACACGGACUCCUUUGCUGAUUGCUCUUUAUCAAGUAAUUAUACAUGUGCUGCUGCUGCUUUGUGUAACAGGGCACUUGUGAUUUUACGGGCUGUAUCUUACAAAUGUCACUUGGGUGACAUUGAAGACUGCAUUCUUUGCAUACAGCAGAAGAGGGCUAAAACUAUAAUACUGUGUACUGCACUUUAAAGUUUGAUAUCACUUCAAAAUACCUGGAUUGGUUAAGUCAUUGGAACAGCACUAGGAUGUCUGUCCAGAAGAGAUUGCGGAGGAUAUCCCAUAGUACUGCAACUGAAAUGUAUACAGUGGUGUACAAAAUAUGCUGUUUCUGCUGAACCACAUUCACUGUUAAUACUGUUAAAAGUGUUAUGUUCUGAUGUACUAUAUGAUCUCUGAAUAUGUAACCUUUCUAACCUCUUAGGGGCAAAUUUACUAAAGGGCGAAGUGGCUAGCGCUAACGAAAAUUCGCCAGAGUGAUGUGAUUUUGGCACUUCGCCGAUUUACUAACGGUCCAUGGCGUAAAUUCGCUAGCGAAGUAGACAGACUCUAGCGGUUCUUCGCACCAUUACACUAGGCAAAUUGGCACUCUGGCGAAGGGACGUAACUACGCUAAUUCACUAAGUUGCGGAUUUUACUGAACGUUACCUCUUGCGCCAGACUUUACUUCACCAGCUCAGACCAGGCAAGGGCAAUAGAGUAGAUAGGAGUU
Molecule: messenger RNA, 10943 nt
Organism: Xenopus laevis (African clawed frog)
Lineage: Eukaryota; Metazoa; Chordata; Amphibia; Anura; Pipidae
Gene: golgb1.L
Product: golgin B1 L homeolog
Exons: 16
Coding region: 885-10316 (3143 amino acids)
Cellular component (GO): Golgi apparatus; endoplasmic reticulum-Golgi intermediate compartment; cis-Golgi network
Source: RefSeq, a predicted model, not a curated record